UCUUGAAAAUCAAUAAAACAGAAUUGUGCAUUCAAAGGGAAUUUGCAUGGUGCGUUGCUGAUCAGUGCUUUGUCGGUGCAGCAAAUGUCACAGGCCAGAUGUAAAUUGGAAGCGCACACACGCUUUCGCUGGUUUCAGGGGUGGCUUUUGGGGUUGGCGGCGCUCUCACAGCGCAGCUGUGCGCGAUCAAUAGCAUCUGGGUUGGGCGAUUCUCCAGCCCGGCAUCGAUGAAUUGGGGGUGAAAACCACCCUUACCGAACUCGCGAACACGGGUGGAAAUGUCUUCAGGCCGAGAGCAGUCCGGCUAGCCGCGGCUGGGAACACGAGAUCUGUGCGCGUCGCGACAGGAAACACGGGGUGGAUUUGGCGCAGGGCGACCGGCUCGCAGGGAGCGCAGAGUGCUGCUGCGAAAAUCGGUGCUCGCGGCGCGGUGUCGGUGAUUGCGAUCGAUUCACUUGAGCGGGAAGGUGCAGCAGGGCUGGAGCUGCGGAGCGGAUGUCAUCGUCAGGCGGGCUUGGAGAGGAAGGUCGUUCGACCCCGGCGGUGCCGCCACCGCAGCAACCCUUCAACAUGGCCCAGCAAGGGGCGCAGGGGCGCAAUCCGCUGCUGUGUUUCGUGUGCAACGACUUCUACUGCGAACCCUGCCUGCUCGGCUGCUUCCACUCGUUUUGCUCGCGCUGCCUUCAGGGACGGGACAACGACAACAAAAUCCAGUGCCCCCUGUGCGGACAAAAGACAGCGUUAAAGGAUGGAGCUCCGCUGCCGCCCCCGGACCACCUUCUGCGCCAACUCAUCGACAUAUACAACGCCGAGAACCCCCCUUGUGCCAACUGCGACAAGAGGAACCGCGCCGCGAUGUACUUUUGCCACACCUGCGGCCAGGCUUUGUGCGCCGGCUGCAGGGACAACACACACCGUGCGAAAAUGUUCUCCUCGCAUGACGUCAUUCACAUGUCCAAGUUCAACAAAGAAGGCAAAAAGAAGUGCGGCUCUCACAACGAGCCUUUCAUUAUGUUUUCCAACGCCCAAAAAAACAUGCUGUGCAUGCAUUGCUUCCGAGAAACACCGCCCGAAGCGAGACUGCAGUGCGUCGACAUCGACACUGCCUACACACAGGGUUGCAAAAAACUCGAGCGGGCCGUCAUGGGCGUCUGCGAGCUGCAGGGCUCCGUUAGGGAAGGAAUGGUCAUGUUCCGCGUGCUCUUGGACGAGCUGAAGAAAAACAUGGAGUGCGAGAAAAACUCCAUCAACUCGUUUUGCCAAGGAAUGCAGGAGGCGAUUGCGAAAACGCACGCAGCAAUGGCCAUUGAGGUGCAGAGGCAGUUCGAGAACAAGGAGCGCCUCUUCAGAUCGCAGCUGGUCUCUUUGGCGUCGGUACUUCCAAUUCUGCAGAUGCACCUGCUCAUGUGCACAACCUUCAGCACUUCGGCCACCAAGUACGAAUUCCUCGGCCUCGCCUAUCCGAUGAUGGAACGCCUGUCCGCCGUCACGCAGAUCAGCCCUGCGGUCCGGCCUAAUCAAACGGCGACCAUCAAAACCAAUUUUCGCUCCGAGUUUGGCCACGCACUCGACGCCUGGGUGGGCCAGUCGAAGGCACCAGAAAAGUUGUACGAGUCCCGGACGCAGCUCCAGGGACACCCUCCUUCCUCGCGUCGGCAGCAAGUAGCCCUCAGGACCAAGGCGUUGGAGGGAGAAGGACCGUUUUCUAACCACUGCAGAAGUUUCGACGGCCAACUGAAAGAUUUAGCUGGACAGUUGAUGCACCUCAAGGAGCAACUCACCACUUUGCACAAAGAGGUGAUACAGCAACGACCGACGCAGACGGGCCAACAAGCCGCGCAGGGGAAGCUGGAAAAUAUCGCACGCGACUGCACAAACCUGGAGGAAACGCUGGAAAGACACCAAACCGAGUUGGAGCGAUUGAGGAGCGUUUUUGACGCGAUUUGGGAGGAGCAGCUGUGCCGCAUCCACGUUGAGCAGGACAUGUUCCAGCAGCAGACUCAGGAGGUGGCGGCAAUGCGGUCAGAGUUGCGCCACUUGAGCCUGGUGGCGCGCCAGCUAGAGCCCUACAUCCGCAGCCUGAACGCCCAACAAACGCAACAGCAGCAGCAGCAGCAACAACAACAACAUCAGCAACAACAUCAGCAACAGCAACACCAUCAGGAACGGCCGCCUUCCUCCGAGCACGCCACGCCGGCCGACGUGUCGUUCGCGAGUCUGGAGCCGCACCUGCAAUCGCUGUUGGACAAGAUCAGCCUGCUCCAAAUGGAACAGGAGGCUCGGCUGGAGAACCAGAGGGAAGCGUGUCGGCUCCACCCGUCGCACGUUUCGUCGCCAGUGGAUGAAAAUCUGGCUAUGGCCAAAGAGCGACGAAGAGACGAUUUGCGCGCCAAGGUUGAGCGCGGCAUGCUGGGCCAGUUGAUCGACAAAGUGCGCACAAAGGAAGAGCGAGGCAAAAAGUCGCCCGGGGAGGAGCGGCCCAAGACCAAAACGCGUGCCAAGGCGGCCAGCUACUCGAGCUUCAGGGACGCGGCAAAGUUCCCUGAGAGCGUGGCCAGCUGCGUGGACGUGGAGCGCAUCGAGUCGCACCUGAAGGAGAAGCUGCACGACGUGGGCCGCUCCGUGGGCCGCAUCAUCCGGCCCGGCUCCAAGGAGGACACGGUCGACUACCCGCACUGGGCUCCGGUCAAGAAGCAGAGCUCGUGCGAGAGCCUCAGCAUGAGCAGCGUCGCGAGUCGGCGCUCGUCGUCGGUCGACCUGGUCGAACCUCCGCGCUCUGCGUCGGCGGGGGCCAAGGGUCGGCGCGGCGACUCGCUCGAGCGGCGCAUGAAGAAGCAGCACUCGUGGGAGACGUUUCCGCCGAAACGAGGCACCCACGCCGGCACGGUGGCGCUGGCAAUGGCCGCCGCGGCCGCCGCGCUGGCCGCCGAGCGCGCCGAAAGGGCCGAGCGGGCGUACGCGCGCCAGGACCCCAACGAGCUGCCCGACGGCUUCGAGCUCAAGCCGAACACGCUGAAGAAGGCGGACAGCUUCGAGGGCCACGAGGAGGCCGUGCGCACCCUCGUGGCCGCCGUGCAGGAGACGCGACACACGCAACAGCAGCGCAAGCCCAACAAAUAGUCGCAGGAGACCGACGCCGAAAACACCAAUUGCAAGCAACACUGCCAGCCAACGUAUAUGUCGACACCGAUUCGCAACAUCCCUCCUCUCUCUGUUGUAGAGCUAGGUCAAUAUUGAACCUCCUCGUCUUUAUUGCUUUUGCAACUACUGUAUACAGCUGCUUUUUUUCUUCCCUCCCGAGACACACACGUGCUGUUUGUCCUGAAUGUUGAUCAUUUGAGGAUGUGUUAGCGUGCAUAAUGGAAUCAAAGCCGCGAGUGAAAGAAUCUAAUUAUUUUUUAAUCGGAAUACGACUUGUGUGUAUUUUUAUUUUCAGAACCACCAACAUACGUAUUAUAACGCUCGCGUCUCUGUGAUAUUGCAGAGCGAAAUACGAGAGAGGGCUGCGAAAGUACAUACGUUUAUAAGAAGGCAUCCGCCGCCAAUUUCAUUUAAGGCUCUAGAGCUUGAAAAAUUGCGGCCCGCGUCACUUGCGAGCAGAUUCUGUGCCAAGCCCUCGAGGCGACAUUACUUUCUGAUUCCCAAAGCAGCCCUCCAUUAAUUAUUUACACGCUCUCCUGCGUUGCCGGGGUGUUAAAUAUGCGGUCAUGAUGCUUUUAGCCCGGAAUAUGCCACUUGCUGCUCCUACCAGGAAUAAUUCAUGCAGCGCGCGCUGAGAGAGCCUCUUUUCGCCGGGCAUUCAAACGCUCAUUUCCCAUCGCCCUUCGUCAACAGACUUUUUUGAUGAGUCACUCGCUUUUCUUGGACCUUUGCUGCCCGCGCGCUUUGACCUUUUCGCGGCGAAAACUGACGAAACGCUUCUUUUCUCGCCGAGCGCCUGCUUUGCGUCGGCUAUGCAACCCGCUCGACGUAUCGCCCGAGCGGACUGCAUAACUCGGCGCCCGCGGUCGAAAAAUAAAUUGAUCCUUCUUUGUGGUUCUGCCAGUGAAUCAGUGAUCCGCCCCGUCAAAUUUUCACUCAUAUAAUUUUGUAGCAUCAAAGCGGUGUUAAAUUAAAAAUUAUAUCCUCGUCCAUUCAAUUCUAGAGCAUUAGCUGACCCCAUUAAAAUGCUGACUGGCAACACUGCAAAUAUGGGCCAGUCGAUACGCAGCGCAAUUCUUCCCUUUUGAAUAUAGUAUGGUGCUUUUCAAGGGAAGGGAUGUUUUCUUUCCUCUCUCUCUUAUGUCGAAUACAUUCGCAGCGAAUAUUUUUGUUUGGGGCAGCAAAAUAAUAAUAAAAAAACUCAUUCUUGUGAUAGGAACAUCAUAUAUCCUCUCAGCGUUUGAAUAUUAAAAUCAACCUAGCGUAGCGUAAUGACAUUAAAAAAACAUAUGUAGCAACUAAUGAGAUUUGAGUCAUGUCAUGAGCUUAUUCUGCAUACUGUGAAAAAAAGGAUUGCAUUUUCUGUCACCCUUCCUGAUGCUGCCAUUGCAACACGCGCGAACUUUUAUCAAGGUUUUUAUUAUACACAUAUAUGUAUAUCACCUACAAAAUAUACGGCUUUCCUCCGCAGUCAGUGUUGUGUAAUAUUAAUUAAAAUUGUUGUUAUAUGACCGGAUUAAAUAUAAAAUGAAUAAAACAAGAGCAUGAUCUACUUAAUGCGAUGGCAAAAAAAAAAAAUAACGGACUGUAUGCAGAGUGGGCCGAACAAGCCUAUAGUUGUGAUACACAGCGCUGCAUUUUAACAUUGUAUACACAAACACACUCGCCAAAACUCUCUGUUUGCGUAAAAUGAUUUAUAUAAGCUGUUUGUUGAAUGCAUAGAGCAAAAGCUAGAGGGCGAGUUGAAACGUGUAUGAAAUGGGACACGACGGAGUGAAAAGUAUGUUUUUCGAUAAAAUCUUUAGAUAUAUGAAAAUGUUAUACAACGGAGCGAAGUGCGCGCACAUUUUGGUGCCGUUUUAUCACAUGAACAAUGUUAACCCGAGAGAACGAGCGUUGCAUCUAUUAACAGACGACUUCUAUUGUGUUGUUAAUGUGUUGUAAUAAUAACGAUAAUACUCCUCCGACUAGUUAGAUAUGAAAAAAUGAAGAAGAACGCAAAAUUGCUCAAUUUCUAUAUUGAGAACAUCUAGGUGCAAAUAGAAAUUAGAGCUUUUCUCAACAAGUAAUAACAGAACAUAAAAUAGUUUAAUGUGAGUUGCAAAGAGUCAGCUGUGAGAGGGGAUAAUUGAUACACAUUUGGAGAUUGCCAUCCUUCGUUUUGCCACUCUGUAUCCUAAUCUUUUACGCCGAACGCGCGGCGCGCGCUCUCCUCUUUCUCUCUCUCAUUCUCGCCACUUUUGGAGAUAAUGAAGAGACACACGAGAGGCAGUCGUGUGUCGGCGGGCGUAAAUUAAAACGCAGACGUGCCAAAAGCGGGCAUGCGGGGGAUGUAAUAUACGCAGUCGGCUCUUUGCAAAGGAGAAUCACGCAACAAACUCACUGCCAAUUACUCGGUCGCGUGCGAAUAAUAAAAUGUGCGAACAACCGCGCACUCACACACAACGCAGACAGGAUUUUGCUGGCGCAUUUCAAAACCUGGCGAGAGCAGUCAGUAUUCGACGAUCUCAAGGGCACGCGUUUAUAUGCUAAUUUUUAUUUACUCUUGGGCCCGGUUAUGUCGGCAAAAACUGGUUCAAAAUGGACAAAACUCUCGCAGCAGUUUGUCUCUGCUGAGCAGAUUUAAUAAAACCGACGGCAAACAAAGCAGACUGCGAGAAAAGAGAAGUAAAAAUGAACUGAAAAAGAUGCGCUGCGCUCCGACAUCAUGUGCUGAAAAAGAAAUGAACAAAAUAAAAAGAGGACGAGAAUUUCA
Molecule: messenger RNA, 5896 nt
Organism: Cloeon dipterum
Lineage: Eukaryota; Metazoa; Arthropoda; Insecta; Ephemeroptera; Baetidae
Product: RING finger protein 207-like
Exons: 8
Coding region: 496-3120 (874 amino acids)
Cellular component (GO): perinuclear region of cytoplasm
Molecular function (GO): Hsp70 protein binding; transmembrane transporter binding; zinc ion binding
Source: RefSeq, a predicted model, not a curated record